Molecule: messenger RNA, 317 nt
Organism: Oppiella nova
Lineage: Eukaryota; Metazoa; Arthropoda; Arachnida; Sarcoptiformes; Oppiidae
Source: the annotation of a GenBank genome assembly
CUUCUCUAUGUUUUUUGUUGUCAAUACUGAUGCCGAGGGCUCACGACGUGAACACAACGACCGCCACUCUAUACCAACCGUUAAGUUUAGUACUGUUUUACAAACUAGUGAUCAGUUAUUUCGGACGCGAAGAGGCAUUGAAGCAAACACUGGACGGACAGCUCAUGCCGUUGAAAGGACCGCCUUUUUAUGCCCUCUGCAUCUGUCUUCCCACCACUUACAUGAAUAAGAAGUUAUAUUACCUGAUGAAGGCCUGUAUCUAUCAAUUAUUUAUGGCGCCCUGUUUUCUAUACUUUGCGAUGGGGGUGGCCAGUAAG